Messenger RNA from Maylandia zebra (zebra mbuna), 1050 nucleotides. RefSeq names its product claudin-8-like. Lineage: Eukaryota; Metazoa; Chordata; Actinopteri; Cichliformes; Cichlidae. Gene Ontology annotation, molecular function: structural molecule activity. The record is from RefSeq and is a predicted model, not a curated record. Gene Ontology annotation, cellular component: membrane; bicellular tight junction.
AUGAUUCAAGGUGCUUCAGAGCUAGCUGCAAUAUGCGUGGGCUUGGUUGGCUUGAUCGGUGCCUCGGCUACCACGGGGUUGCCCAUGUGGAAGGUGACCGCGUUCAUCGGAGAAAACAUAAUUGUGAUGGAAACCCGCUGGGAAGGCCUAUGGAUGAACUGCUACAGACAAGCCAACAUCAGAAUGCAAUGUAAGGUUUAUGACUCCCUGCUGUAUCUGCCCCCUGAAUUACAGGCUGCCAGGGGUCUGAUGUGCUCUGCUGUGGCCUUGUCAGCGGUGGGGCUUCUUGUGGCUCUGGCAGGAAUGCGAUGUGUGUCCUGUAUUCGGGGUAAUGAUUGGGCUAAGACCAUUAUAUUGAUGGUUGCAGGGGUUAUGCAGUUCAUGGCGUGCAUCUGUGUCUUUAUCCCAGUGUCGUGGACAGGUCAUGUUAUCAUUACAGAUUUUUACAAUCCUUUGCUGAUUGAUGCCCAGAGAAGAGAGCUAGGAGAGGCUCUUUACAUUGGAUGGGUGACAGGUGCUGUGCUUUUCGCCUCAUCCCUGUUGUUUGUCUGCCGCCGUUUGCCCAAAGGCAAAAGCUCGUUUGAUAUGUAUCACCCACCAAACUUACUUAGUUAUAAGCCAACGCCCAAUAGGCCAGCUCUGAUGAAUUAUCAUCCCCUGUCCAGCCUUCGAUCGACUGGUUCCGUUGGACAAAACGCUGCAAUGCCACUGCAAACUGUCAUUCCAGUAAGGACAAAUAAUGGAACAGUAUUAAACCCACCUGUUGUCUAUAAUCUGACUCCUCAGGAAAACGCAUCACUGCUAUAUCAAGGCAGUAUGUCUCAUCACCCCUCAGUGCAGAGCUCUAACCACAGUGGAAACUUGUAUGCUCCAGAGAACUCCUUAUACAUGAGUCAGAACACCACACCAUAUUCACUCACUUAUGUUCCCACCACGUCCUACCAGUCCAGCUUCCAUCCAGUUCCACAGACUCCUAUUUUCAUAACAUAUAAAGAAUCAAGAGCUCAAUCAGUGCCUUACAGUGAGAUGAGAGGUGGUGUAUACAUAUAA